AUGUUCGAGAUUGUGACGUUUAAUAUUAGUUGCGGUGGAUAUUGGGUGAAGAAAAGAACCGGUGAUGUUGGGUAUAUCGGUGGAGAUGUGAAAACAAUUGAGUGCAAACCGACAGAGUUGUUCACAUUGUUAUCAGAUGAGUUUGGGGAGGGUUUAUAUAUCAACAAGUUGUGGUACACGCUUCCUUUUGAGGAUCACAAGGAUAGAAAGAAACUGAGCUAUGUUAGAGAUGAUGCUUUUAAAGAGAUGUGUGAAGCUGGUGAGUGGAAAGGAGUUGUUAAUUUGUUCCUAGUGAACACAGUCGAUCAUCCUGAAGAUCAGUUUCAGGAACCUUGCGAAGAAGAGAUCAGAGUAGAAAGAAAUGUUGCUGGCUUUGUGGAUGAAGAUGAAGAUUUCGACUAUCAUAACACACCUCUCAAUUCUGAUGGCGAGGAAGAAGAAGAGCCUUUGUUGAGAUUCAAACCAGGCAGUGGUCACCUAGAGCUAAAGCAAGUGUUCGACACCAUUGAAGAUUUCAAAGAUGCAUUGGUUGAGUAUGCAUUGAAGGGAGGGUGGAACAUUAAGUUGAACAAAUGGGGGAGAAUUAAAUCUGGGGCUGUGUGUGGGACUGAAGACAACUGCCCAUGGAAAAUCUAUUGCUCUUAUGAAGAGAGAUAUGGGAAGUGGAUGGUGAAGACAUAUGAAGCUGACCACAAAUGCCAAAAGGAUGGGUAUAGUAAGAUAUUAAAGUCGGGUGUGAUCAUGAAGAUCUUCAUGGACGAGAUUAGGAAUGAUAUCGAUUUGAAGCCUAAGUAUAUUCAAGAGCAGAUUGAGCAAAGGUUCAACUUGAUAACCACAAUUGACAAGUGUAAGAAUGCGAAGAAGAUGGCAAAAAUCAUCAUCAACCGUGACCAUGAAGAGCAGUUUAGUAGGCUAAAAGACUACCGACUUGCGAUUCUGGCUACCAAUCCAGGAUCAACUGUCGUACUAGACACGGUCUUAAAUGAUGAUGGAGCUGAAGUGUUUCAAAGAUUCUAUGUGUGUUUUGAAACCAUCAAAAAGCUGUGGACUAUGUGGUGUCGGCCUAUAUUUGGAUUGGAUGGAUGCUUCCUCAAAUGCACACUGAAAGGUCAACUCUUGGCUGCUGUAGGAAGAGAUGCAAAUAAUGGAAUGUACCCAAUUGCUUGGGCUGUUGUUGAUGUGGAGAACGAGGAUAACUGGACUUGGUUCCUACAGAAGCUGCAGUUUGAUUUUAACCUACAAGGAGGUCAAAAUUUCACCAUAAGCUUGAUAAGAUCAUCAUCAUCGUUCAUACAACAUCAUCGUUCACACAGCAUUACACAAGUCAGUUUCACUACACUAAACCAUACAUAA
Raphanus sativus (radish) is the source of this 1353-nucleotide messenger RNA. RefSeq lists its product as uncharacterized. The coding region runs from base 1 to 1353 and encodes 450 amino acids. Lineage: Eukaryota; Viridiplantae; Streptophyta; Magnoliopsida; Brassicales; Brassicaceae. The transcript has 2 exons. The record is from RefSeq and is a predicted model, not a curated record.